This is a messenger RNA of Cylicostephanus goldi, 552 nucleotides long. The record is from the annotation of a GenBank genome assembly. NCBI's taxonomy places the organism in Eukaryota, Metazoa, Nematoda, Chromadorea, Rhabditida, Strongylidae.
AUGUCAAUGCGGGACAUUGGCAAACCUCCGGUUCGUGGCAAAACUUCGCCUUAUGGCUUCUUCGUGAAGAUGUGCUAUGAAGAGCACAAAAAGAAAUAUCCGAAUGAAAAUGUGCAAGUGACGGAGAUCUCAAAGAAGUGCAGUGAGAAAUGGAAGACUAUGUCGGAUGAUGAAAAGAGACGAUUCUAUGAAUUGGCACAAAAAGAUGCUGAAAGGUAUCAAGCAGAGGUAGCUGCAUACGGUGGUGAAGAUGCCAUGCGAAAGCGAAAGCGUGCCAAGAAAGAUCCCAAUGCACCAAAACGUGCCCUGUCCGCGUUCUUCUUCUUCUCACAAGAUCGAAGACCCGAAGUCCAGCAGAUGCAUCCAGAGUGGAAAGUUGGACAGGUAUCGAAUCCGCUGUUUGUCUUAAAACACAAUGCUCUUCCAACCAUUGCGAUUCAGGUUGCUCAAGAACUGGGAAGAAUGUGGAAGAAUGUCUCCAUGGAUGAAAAAGAUAUGUACGAAAGAAAAGCGCUUGCAGAUAAGGAGAGAUAUGCAGAGGUGAGUCCUUGA